AUCCCAAAAUAUAUGCCUUGCAAAAUUUGACUCGAAUCCCCCUGUGCUCUCUUUUUCUUUCUCCACCAACACUUAUAAAUAAUCUCUGUGUUUCUCUCUAGUGUGUGUACUAGUUGUGGUUCUUCUCCAUGGCUGUGGAGCUCAUGAUGGGUUUGGUUGACAGCUUUGCAGCUAAAAUGGAAGAGAAUGACGUCAAGGAAGCAGCCUCCGCUGGGAUACAGAGCGUCGAGAAAUUCAUAAGCUUAAUGUCUUCUUCUUCAGCCUCUGAAAGUGCUUCUUUAGAGUACAAAGCAGUUGCGGACAUGGCCGUCGAUAAGUUCAGGAAGGUCAUUUCUUUGUUGGAUAGAGGAAGAACCGGUCACGCUCGUUUUCGAAGAGGUCCUGUAAAUACUACCACUACAGCUACUGUUUCUUCUAGUCUACCACAACAAGCACCACAAGUUUUAACCAGAGAAACAGGGCAGCCUUCAUUUCGGUGUCAAGAUGCUACAAAUUUGAAGACAGAGCAAUCCCAAUCCUCAUCUGCUUUCAAAGUUUAUUGUCCCAAGCCGGUUCUGCGGUUACCGCCUCUGCCAAAGAGUGGUACUAGUUUCAGUUUCACGGCUUCGCCGGCGGUUUCGGGUUCGAAUUCUUUUAUGUCCGGCGACGGCGAGACUACUACUACCCUGCAACACUCGAUGUCGUCCGGGUUUCAAUUGACGAACAUGUCAAACAUGUCAGUGUCGUCUGCUGGUAAGCCUCCUCUUCCUUCUUCUUCGUUCAAGAGGAAGUGUAAUUCUGUGGAUGAUUCGACGGCUAUGAGAUGUGGCUCGUCUUCUUCAAGAUGCCACUGUUCCAAGAAAAGGAAAUCAAGAGUGAAGAGAGUGACGAGAAUCCCUGCUAUCAGUACGAAAAUGGCUGACAUCCCAGCUGAUGAGUAUUCUUGGCGGAAGUACGGCCAAAAACCAAUCAAGGGUUCCCCUCAUCCAAGAGGGUAUUACAAAUGCAGCAGCCAAAGAGGGUGCCCAGCGCGAAAACACGUAGAGAGAGCUGUAGACGAUCCGAGCAUGCUGAUCGUGACCUACGAAGGCGAUCACAAUCACUCCCAAGCUGUCACGGAGGCAAUGGCAGCCAUCGUCCUCGAAUCGUCCUAGUCAACUCAUCGAGCGGCCAAAACGGCCCCCAACCACAAUUCUUCGUCUUUAUCAAAGUUAAAGUUUGGGCACAGAGAGUCAACUCUCACAGUCUCCAAGAGGAUUAGUGGGUUCAUAUUUUUAUUUUUCCUUUAUGGGUUUAUAUUCUUAUUCUUUCUUAUGAUCUAGAGAAAAAAAUUAUAUAGGAUUAGGGAUUAGGGAAGAUGAUGGAUUUGGUGCAAGGUCAAUGAAUCAAAGCUAACUAAUGGCUUUUAUUUAUUAAUUUGUUUAUGCUUUUGCACUUAUUUGAUAUAUGAUUGUGGAGUUGCUGACUAUUCCCACUCUUGCUUGCUUGUUAGUUGUUCUAAUUCCC
Molecule: messenger RNA, 1485 nt
Organism: Fragaria vesca subsp. vesca
Lineage: Eukaryota; Viridiplantae; Streptophyta; Magnoliopsida; Rosales; Rosaceae
Product: probable WRKY transcription factor 7-like
Exons: 3
Coding region: 129-1133 (334 amino acids)
Biological process (GO): regulation of DNA-templated transcription
Molecular function (GO): sequence-specific DNA binding; DNA-binding transcription factor activity
Source: RefSeq, a predicted model, not a curated record